AUGCAGUUUCUUGAAGAAAACAUGAAAUUAGAGUGCAAGUGCCAUGGAGUUUCAGGAUCUUGUACUACUAAGACAUGCUGGACAACCCUUCCUAAAUUCCGGGAGCUGGGCUACAUCCUUAAGGACAAAUACAAUGAAGCAGUUCAGGUUGAACCGGUGAGGGCAAGUCGCAACAAGCGUCCAACCUUCCUUAAAAUAAAGAAGCCACUUUCCUACCGCAAACCCAUGGAUACAGAUUUAGUGUACAUAGAAAAAUCUCCAAAUUACUGUGAAGAAGACCCUGUCACUGGCAGUGUGGGAACACAGGGCAGAAUGUGCAACAAAACAGCCCAGCAGACCAAUGGCUGUGAUCUGAUGUGUUGUGGUCGAGGUUACAAUACACACCAGUACUCACGAGUGUGGCAGUGCAACUGUAAAUUUCAUUGGUGCUGCUAUGUAAAGUGUAAUACAUGCAGUGAAAGAACAGAAGUGUACACCUGUAAAUGA
Molecule: messenger RNA, 486 nt
Organism: Mauremys mutica (yellowpond turtle)
Lineage: Eukaryota; Metazoa; Chordata; Testudines; Geoemydidae
Product: protein Wnt-7a
Exons: 2
Coding region: 1-486 (161 amino acids)
Biological process (GO): cell fate commitment; neuron differentiation; multicellular organism development
Cellular component (GO): extracellular region
Molecular function (GO): frizzled binding; cytokine activity
Source: RefSeq, a predicted model, not a curated record